AUGCACUGCUCCUCGCCGGUGAAGUUGUCGGCGUCCCCGGUGUGCUGUGCCGUGUGUUCCUGCAGCGCCGCCAUAUCCACAAACCUCUCUCCGCACCAGACGCACUUGAACUGCGUCUCUCGCGAGUGCACGCUCUGGUGCUUGGCCAGGUGCUCGCGCUGCUUGAAGCUCUUGUCGCAGCUGGCGCAUUUGAAGGGCUUCUCGCCCGUGUGCACGCGGCGGUGGCGCUGCAGCUCGGACGAGUAG
Messenger RNA from Knipowitschia caucasica, 246 nucleotides. The record is from the annotation of a GenBank genome assembly. Lineage: Eukaryota; Metazoa; Chordata; Actinopteri; Gobiiformes; Gobiidae.